AUGCCGACCUCCUAUGCGGACAGCGGCGAGGCCAAGAGGCGGUCCGGCAAGGCGGCGCCGGACGCCACCAAGUGGGCCGCCGCGACUCGCUCCUUCUCGCGCCCACCCGCCGGCAGGUGGGGGCUGGCCAAUGGGAGCAGGACACCCAUCCGCAGCCGCGGCUCGAUGCGCGAUCUGAUGGACGCCGCGAUGAGUCCUGUCGCGGGAACGCCGGAGGCCGCCAGUCCGCGCGCCGGCGACGGCUCCGCUGCCGCGCUGGCGUCGCUCGCCAAGCCGUCGUCGUCGGGCGAUCUUUCGUCGCUGGGCGACGCGAACAGCGACAUUCCGUGGUGGUCCGUCGCUCUGCCGCUCGAAUCCUCGGGCGGUGCCGCGUCGCCGCUCUUCUCCCCGCUACUCUCGCCGUUGCCCGGCAAUUCCGGGUUGGGCGGCGACGGCUUCGCGUUGUACGGCGACUUGGGGCGGCUGGACGGCGAGUGGGACGGCGAGUGGGACAGCCCCGAGGGGCGCCGCCAGUCGGACGAGUCCGUCGCCGCUGCUGCGGACGACGACGCCGGCGACGCUGCUGUUGCUGACGUCACACAAGGUGCGCGAGGUGAUGGUGUGGGUGGGGUGGGAGCAGCGGCGUUAAAAGGGUGGGGCGACGACGCUCUCAGUAGCCGCGGCACUGACGCCCAUGUCGCUGCUGCCAGUGCUGCCAGCGCUAUCAGCGGUGCGAGCGGUGCCGGCAGCGGGAUUAGCGGCGGUGGUGUGGCACGCAGCAGCAGCGCGUGGGACGGGUGCGGCAACGACGUGAGCAGCAGCAGGUUGAUGGCGGGUAGGGGCAGUGGCGUGGGGGCGGACAUGCCAUCGCAGGCCAGUGGCGGCGAGGGCAGCGCGGGAGGGCGCGCGGAGGAGCACGCGGAGGCUGCUUGCCCUCGCGGGCCUGCUGCGGGGCAGGCAGGGCUGGCGGAGACGCGGCAGGUGGAGGGCUCAACAGUGGAGCAGCCAGGCUCGGAGAAGCCAGGCUCGGAGAAGCCCGUGCUGAUAGAAGCGGUGAGAGUAGGCAGGGGGACGCGCGGGGGUGAGGGGGAGCAGGUGGGCAGCGAGGCGAGUGGCGAGGCGGGUGCAGCAGGGCUGCAGAGGCGUUACCCCAGCUUCCGCGUGCGCGGCCAUGCGCCCCACGGCAGCGGGCAGGACAGCGAGCGGCUGGCGGCACCCGCCGUGCCCGCGCUGGAGGCUGCUGCUGGGCCGGGCGGUGCGGCAGCGCAGGGGGGAAGGCAGGGCGCGGGGAGGGGGCAGAAGGAAAGGGGGCAGAGCAGCGCAGGCGUGCUGCAGCUGUGGUCGCCUGGCAGCUCGCCCUCUGACGCCUCCCCCUCCGCCCUCGCUGGCUCUGCCGCCGUGGCAGCAGCAGCAGAAGAAGCAGAAGCAGCUGUGCAUGCGGCGGACAGUGGCAGUGGCAGCGGUGAUGCCAUGGACAGUGCGGGAGCGUGGCGGCCCACAGCACAUGUGGACGGCUCACCUCUCCCCGCAGGUGCCCUAUCAGUGGCGGCAGCAGCAGAGGCGAGGCCCAAGCGCCGCCACCCCAAGGCACCCGCAGCAGCAGCGGUGGCGGCAGCGGCAGGGAGGGCGUCAGCAGCGUCCCCGCGGGGCGCGUGGCGCAGCGCGGAGGCGAGGAGCAGCCGGCGCCGGCGCAGGGCGCAGCAGCGGCAGGCGGGUGGGCGUGGGGCGAGCGGGUCGUCGGGCGAGUGGGAUGACGACUUCUGGGGCGUGGGGCCGAUUGAGGGGCGCGUGGAGGGGCACACAGGGGCGGACGGGGUCCAGGGGGGCGUGGGGGGAACACCUCAGGGGGUGGUGGCGCUGUGUGCGAGCAGUGCUGCUGCUGCUGCUGCUGGUGCUGCUGUUGUUCAUACAGGCAGUGAUGUGGUGUGGGGGAAGGGCGGGCGUGCCACUGUGGGGGUAGCAGUGGAUGCAGUGAGUGGGAUGGCGGAGUGCAGAGGCGUGGAGGUGCGGCAGGGAGGGAGCGGCGAGGAGACAGCACGGCCCCUGGCAGCUGAUGCUGCUGGCGCACCGCCACACAAGGCUCAGCAGCCGACGCCCUCUGCUGCACGCACGCCGUCUCGCUUCGCAUCCCUCAGGCAGCGCUGGGAGCACGGCGGCGCCGCUGCUGGUGCUGGUGGCGGGGGCAGUGAUGGCAGCGCUGGGGAUGGCAGCGCUGGGGAUGGCAGCGCUGGGGAUGGCAGCGGUGGGGAUGGCGAGGGCCACGUGUGGCGGCAGCAGCAGGGUGAUGAUGGUGGUGGUGGUGGUGGCGCGGAUGGCAACGGUGGUGGUGGUGGUGGUGUGGCGAGUGGUGGCGGUGCAGGGGGGACAUCAGCGGAGUGUGUGGUGCACCUCAUCGGCACGGCCCACGUCUCCAAGGAGUCGUGCAACGAGGUGCGGCGAAUCAUCCGCCAGGUCAAACCGGAGGUGGUGUUCCUGGAGGUGUGCUCCGACCGCGUCGCCAUGCUCAUGCCCAUGGACCACAUGCAGGUGCCAUCGCUGCAGGAGCUCAUCACGGUGUGGCGCAGCAACAAGUCCAACGCCUUCGCCGUGAUCUACGGCUACCUGCUGGCCAAGGUGGCAGCGCGCAUGGAGGUGUGCCCUGGGGCAGAGUUCCGCGCCGCCUACGAGGAGGCCGUGGCGUGUGGCGCCGUCGUCAAACUCGGUGACCGCCCCGUGCAGGUGACGUUGAGGCGCACGUGGGCGAUGAUGAGCCGGUGGCACCGAGUGAAGCUGGUGGCGCUGCUGCUGCUGCAGGCGCUCUGGCUGCCCUCCAAGGCCGAACUCGACCAUCUCGUGGAGGAGCUCAAGUCAUCGGACCUGCUGUCGGUCGCCGUGGCGGAGAUGGGACGCGCCUUCCCCUCGCUGCUGCACACCCUCAUCCACGAGCGCGACCUGUACAUGGCAUGCAUGCUGCGGCACGUGGCGAAGAGGAGCUCACGCGUGGUGGCAGUGGUGGGCAAGGGGCAUGUGGAGGGCAUCACUGCCCACUGGACGUGCACCGACAUUGAU
This is a messenger RNA of Closterium sp. Naga37s-1, 3027 nucleotides long. Lineage: Eukaryota; Viridiplantae; Streptophyta; Zygnematophyceae; Desmidiales; Closteriaceae. The record is from the annotation of a GenBank genome assembly.